Bombus impatiens (common eastern bumble bee) is the source of this 422-nucleotide messenger RNA. RefSeq lists its product as uncharacterized. NCBI's taxonomy places the organism in Eukaryota, Metazoa, Arthropoda, Insecta, Hymenoptera, Apidae. The transcript has 2 exons. The coding region runs from base 97 to 309 and encodes 70 amino acids. The record is from RefSeq and is a predicted model, not a curated record.
GAGUCGUCCUCUUAUCGAGAAAGAGGAAAAGGAUCGUGUGCGUAUCUCACGUGUACUCUCGACGACAGAACACUGUGCAGGACGUAACAGAGGAAGAUGAGGUUUCCCAUGACCUUGGCGUUCAUCCUGGCAAUAUUUUGUGCAAUAGUGAUGGCGCAAAACGACGAUGAAAUCGUUCGAUUGCCAGGCAAGAGCUGCAAAGACGCUCCACCUUGUCCGAAUGGCCGAUCCUGCAUGAUGGUUGCUCCUCCUUGUGAUUCGGACAACUGCGACAAGAAUCCAGUGCCUUCGUGUGGCCGGAAGUUGUGAAUGUCGCAGUACCGUAAAAGAUACAAGUGGUCCUCGACUAAGCCAUUGGUCAUCUUGCUCGUUCAUCGAUUCACGCGUAUGUUAAUGGAUGUUGCAAUAAACGUAUAACGUAA